CCUGGCCCUGGGGAGAUGGCUGUGGUCUCAGCCGCCGAGAGCAGCGGAGAGAGCUCGCCGCAGCCCCAUGUCGCAGCCAGGGCUCCCUUCCCCAGCCCCCGCCUGUGGAUGUGAUGGCGGCUCCUGCUCUGUCCUGGUGUCUGUCCCUCCUCGCCUUCCUCCUGCCCCUGGCCAUCCCUCGGGCAUCCACCGCGGAGAAUGGUGAGGACACGCUCACCUGCUUCUACUCGAGGGCCAACAUCUCCUGUGUCUGGAGCCGGGAUGGGGGUCUGCAGGCCACAUCCUGCCACGUCCACGCCCAGCCUGACAGACGGCCCUGGAACAAAUCCUGUGAGCUGCUCCCAGCGGGCCCGGCAUCCUGGUCCUGCAACCUGAUCCUGGGAUCCCCGGAUUCCCAGACACUGACCUCAGCAGACGUCGUCCGCAUGAGGGUGAUGUGCCUGGAGGGGGAGCGGUGGAGGAGGGUGAUGACCCAGGACUUCAAGCCCUUUGACAACCUUCGCCUGAUGGCCCCUGACUCCCUCGAAGUCACCCAGGAGGGGAGCCACACAUGCAACGUAACCUGGACCGUCCCCCAGGCCUCCCACUACCUUGAAAGACACCUGGAGUUUGAGGUCCGGACAAGGUCCCUGGACCGCAGUUGGGAGGAGGCCUCCCUGCUGACCCUCAAGCAGAACCAGCAAUGGAUCUUCCUGGAGACACUCGCUCCAGACACCGCGUAUGAGCUUCAGGUGCGGGUCAGGGCCCAGCGAGGCAGCCUCCUGACCUGGAGCCCCUGGAGCCAGCCCCUGGCCUUCAGGACGCGGCCCGAGGACCAGCUCCUGGCCGGGAGGAGGCCUGACGCCUCUUCACUGGGCCACAUCCUCGUGGGCCUCUGCGGUGCCUUGGGCCUCCUCGUCGUCGUCUCCCUGCUGGUCAACUGCCAGUACCUCGGGCCGUGGUUCAAGAAGGUUCUGAAGUGUCACAUCCCAGAUCCCUCGCAGUUCUUUUCCCAGCUGAGCUCAGAGCACGGAGGAGAUUUCCAG
Myotis lucifugus (little brown bat) is the source of this 1025-nucleotide messenger RNA. RefSeq names its product interleukin 2 receptor subunit beta (gene IL2RB). Gene Ontology annotation, molecular function: protein binding; cytokine receptor activity. Gene Ontology annotation, biological process: cytokine-mediated signaling pathway; immunoglobulin mediated immune response. NCBI's taxonomy places the organism in Eukaryota, Metazoa, Chordata, Mammalia, Chiroptera, Vespertilionidae. Gene Ontology annotation, cellular component: external side of plasma membrane; membrane. The record is from RefSeq and is a predicted model, not a curated record.